CAGCUGACUGAGCUGCAGGUCAGAGACCGAGCAGCUUUGUGAGUUUUCAUAUCAGCAAGCGAGGAAAAGUUUUGACAAGCGGACCUGCGGGCGGCUUGUCGGUAGCAGCAGAAGCAGAAGCAGAAGAAGCAGAUCAGGGUUCAGCCUGAGUGGAGUUUCUGUCUGCGGGUGAGAGGCUGUACGAUCCUCGGCAGUGUUCUGAGACUGUACGGCCCCGAUACCCCCCUCGCCUCCUCCUCCUCCUCCUCCUCCUCCAGCCCGGACUAAACAGUGAAGGUCCCCAGCUUUGAUGAGCUCUCGGUGGCUCCGCUUCUAACCUGCGCACAUCUGCGUAAAACCUGCGCUUUCUGUUUUUCCACUCUAAAGUUGGACUUAACUUAGUCUGCCGGGGGAGUUUACAGCAUUACAUAAGUGAAAACAUGACGGCCGAUAAGGAGAAGAAGAGGAGCAGCUCAGAGCGGCGUAAGGAGAAGUCUCGGGAUGCAGCGCGUUGCAGACGCAGCAAAGAGACGGAGGUUUUCUACGAGCUGGCUCACCAGCUUCCUUUACCCCACAGCAUCAGUUCCCACCUUGACAAGGCCUCCAUCAUGAGGCUGGCUAUCAGCUUCCUGCGCACACACAAGCUGCUCGCCUCAAGCAGCAGCAGUGACGACGAUGGGGAUGGACAGAUGGACAGUCUGUACCUGAAGUCUCUGGAGGGCUUCAUCACCGUGGUAACAUCAGACGGCGACAUGAUCUUUCUGUCCGAGAACAUCAACAAAUUCAUGGGUCUCACACAGGUGGAGCUCACUGGUCACAGCAUCUUCGACUUCACUCAUCCGUGUGACCAUGAGGAGAUCAGAGAAAACCUGAGCCUGAAGACAGCUGGAAGCGGGUUCAGCAAAAAAGGCAAAGAGCUGAGCACAGAGCGAGAUUUCUUCAUGCGGAUGAAGUGCACAGUGACCAACAGAGGACGCACCGUCAACCUCAAGUCGGCCAGCUGGAAGGUGCUGCACUGCACCGGACACCUGAAGAUGUACAGCAGCUGCCCUCCAAGAGUGCCUCGAGAGCCUCCGCUUACCUGCGCUGUCCUGAUGUGUGAACCAAUCCCACACCCAUCCAACAUCGACACGCCACUGGACAGCAGGACCUUCCUGAGCAGACACAGCAUGGACAUGAAGUUCACCUACUGCGACGACAGGGUAACAGAGUUGAUGGGUUACACUCCUGAGGAUCUGUUGGGGCGUUCCGUCUACGACUUUUACUAUGCCCUGGAUUCGGACAGCGUCACCAAGAGCCACCACAACUUGUGUACCAAGGGUCAAGCAGUGAGCGGUCAGUACCGCAUGCUGGCUAAGAACGGGGGCUACGUCUGGGUGGAAACUCAGGGCACUGUUAUUUAUAACAGCCGCAACUCUCAGCCACAGUGCAUCGUGUGUGUCAACUACGUCCUCAGUGACAUCGAGGAGAAGUCCAUGAUUUUCUCCUUGGAGCAGACGGAGUCACUGUUCAAGCCGCAGCACAUGAACAGCUUCUUCACCGCCGGAGGAGUGGGCAUGACUGGAGAGCCGGGAGAAGCCCUCUUCACCAAACUCAAAGAGGAGCCAGAGGACCUCGCUCAGCUGGCUCCAACGCCCGGAGACACAAUCAUCUCCCUCGACUUCGGUCGCACUCAGUUCAACGAGUCCCAGCAGCCGGCAGCAUACGCCCAUGUGUCUGCUUCAGCCAUGCCUCCUCCGGGACCUCCAUCCUGGGCCAGCGAGAGCCACAAGCCUGCUCCUCCUACCACAGGUCAAACCCCAGCUGCAGUUCCAGGAGACAUGGCUAACAUGGCCACUACAUUCACCAUGCAGCAGAAUCCACCACCGGGGAGCGCUACUCCGAGCCUCAGCAGCUGCUCCACGCCUAGCAGCCCGGGUGAUUACUACAGCUCAGUAGAGAGUGACCUGAAGGUGGAGCUCACGGAGAAGCUGUUUGCUCUGGACACAGAUGGAAAGAACAGCUCUGAGAACAAUGAGAGCGACUUGAGCGACUUGGACUUGGAGACUUUGGCUCCUUACAUCCCAAUGGAUGGUGAGGACUUCCAACUGAAUCCCAUCAUUCCAGAGUCUGAGCCCCUGGAGGCGUCACCAGCGGGAUCCAUGGGGAGCAAUGGCAGCCUGCACCAAACACACCAGGCCACCCAUCAGAGCUUCAGCAACAUCGCCAGCCUCUUCCAGCCCCUGUCAUCUCGUUCUCAGCCCCAAGGCCACUACCAGCCUCAGCCAUCUGCGUCCUGGGCUGCAGGGGAGAAGCGAGGCUCCAACAGUUUAGUGGACCUCCGUGCACAGGCGUACAUGAUGGGGCACAUGCAGAAUACACAGUGCCAGUCUUCAGCCAGCACCCCUCUGUCCUCCAUGGGUGGCAGACAAAAUCUCCAGUGGCCUCCAGACCCACUGUUAACUUACCAACAACAGCAACAGUCACGGUCCACCAAGACCUACCUGAUGGACCCUUUGACAGGAGAGGAGCGCCCAUCCUGCCAGCAGAAUAUGUCACAUCUCAUGCAGAAACAGAGAUCUGUUGACAACUUUGUACAAGCUUACAGAGACAUGAGUCCAGCCAGACUGGCCAUGGCCAACCGUAUCAAGCGCUCCUUCAACCAGAUGACUGUGGGGGAAAUUAAGCCUUCAGAAAGCCUGUGGAAGAAGAUGAGGGGGGACGGUGGUAUGGAUCGCUCCCUCAGUGCAGGAUCACUGGCAGAGUCCGGGAUGGGGAGGUUGAUGCCGGGCAACAUGUCGCUCAGCUCUCUGCAACAACACAGGAAGUCGCUGUAUACAGGAAAUGGGAUAAGUGGUGCAAAUGAAAAACCCUUUCCCCAAAAGAGCUGCAGCUACACAGAGUAUAACAUGCUGCCAUCUGACAAGACGGAGGGCAUAGCUAGUCGCUUGCUGGGCCCUUCUUUCGAGCCCUCCUGUUUGCCGGAAUUGACCCGUUAUGACUGUGAGGUCAACGUCCCGCUGCAGGGCAAUCUCCACCUCCUCCAGGGCUGUGACCUGCUGAGAGCCCUGGACCAGGCCUCCUAGAGCCCCAGAUUCAAACCCAGACAUAAACCUGGACUUACUCCCAGCCCUGAGCCUCAACCUGCAGCCCGAGACUUAAAGCCUUUCUUUACCUUUGUACCUCCAGGCCUCCUGGGAGCCCUGAAGCUAAGCUACCUAUAAGGAAUGGUAUUCAUGACCACAUCCUGCCUUAUUUAGCCCCACACUCUGUUCCCCAUCCCUUUAAUAGUACUCUAUCUAUACCAUUGAAGCAAGCGGAGAAAUCAGGGUCAAGCCACUUAUCCCCCCUCCUCCCCCCAACAAGCUCUCGACUCAAAUCAGAUGCAAGUUAACCUCCAGCUGAUCUGUAUUGAGCCAACCACAGAGAUGACCCACAUAUUUAAGUAUAUCACGGGUCCCUAGGUUAAAAAGAUCAAUGCUGGACGUUUAACAAAUUACAUGAUGUGAUGCUCUGACUUGUGUCCUGCAUUAAAGAGUCUUGACACUGGGAUUUCACUUGUUACGCCGGGUUAUCUAUAAGAGCUUCUCAUGGGUAGACAGAACUGCAUUCGGAGACACAGACUUAACUUGGGUGUUGUUUUAAAACUGGUGGAGGGAUUAAAACAUACAACCUGCCUUAAAGGUCAGCUCUACCCAAACAUCUCCCAUACAAACUAUCUACCAGCUGAUUCCAGCUAAGCCUUAGCAAGGUAGGAAUCUAAGUCCAGUACAUACAGAACAGGUCUCCAUCACAGACCUAAACCCUGAUAAGGACUCUAUGCAGCUCAAAUCCCAGCCCUACCUUCUCUCUCUGCAUCAGCAGAAUCAUUCAGCUCAGACGAGAAGAUAACUACCUACACAUUAGCAGAGACACUGUGUUCUUUGGCUUUGUAUGUUUGACCAGCAACUAGUAAACGUAGCCCUCUUUUGUAGUUCCAGUCAAAGCCUCAAGCCAGAGCUGGGUAUCACAAACUGGUUCUGAAUAGUAGCCAUUUUUGUUAAAAUGAAUAGGAACCAAGGAUUCUGAGCAAAACUCUUCUUGGCAUUCCCAAAGAUGACUUUUUAAUCACUGUGGUGCAAUAUGCAGGACUGGCGCACUUUAAAUUGUGGCAAUAUGAUGUAUUAUUAGUACUAAUUUCUGAGAAUUUCUGCGUUUCUUUUUAUGCUAAACACAGCUGGCAAUUAUUGCUUAAAGCAGACUACAAUUUGAGCAGCUCCUCUUAAAUUGUUAUUUGAAUAACUGUUGAAGGCCGGAAAGAGAUAAAAAUAUUAAUUCAUACAUAAGGAAAUUAUAAUUUUUUUCCCUUGUCCUUUAAAUUCAUUAUGAUAACGUAUGACCAUAAUAAAGACAUUUACCUUCAGCAUGGCAAUAUAGAAUAUUUCUAGUUUUUCCUUGUAUAAUAAAACACAUCAUUGUAUAUAGCCUUCUUAAGAUUAAAACAUGUUUCUGUUAUUGUCGUAUUUAGGUUUGUUUCACUGUAAUAAGAAAGGGUUAAGAAUAAGAGUAUGACGAGAAUCAGAAUCAGUGAAGUGAUACCCAGCCCAGCUCAAGCCUUAUCAACAUACUGUAUAAAACGUUCGUCAGCCUGCCUCCUCUUGCCUGAAUCUAUCCCAGCUGAGUCAUGGUGUAACAUUCUCUGCUCUGUUUCAGACAUGUUCAGGAGUCUGACAUAAACUGGUUCACAACAGCAUUAGAUCAGUUUGGGUCAAUUUUAGUGAUAUGUGCAUUAUAUUGUUAUUUACUUAUUCUAAUUAAUCUAUACUUCUGUUACUGAAUGGAGACAUUUUAGCUUUUGUCAAACCCUUCACAUUAUUUAAUCCAAACCAACCGGACACUAUACCAUAUCUUUCUUUCUCUUUUAUUUUUUUUUGUGUCAUAUCCCUCAGACACAGUACUAAAAUUAUAUUGAAUGCAUAUACUCUACUGUAAGUUGAAUAUUGUUAAGCUUUUUCUCUCUGUCCUUGAUUUGUUUAACCAUGUUUUCCUCACUCUCCCAUCUCUGUCAGGUAAAUAGCUUGUGUGACUACAGGGUUUUUUUUUUUUAUUGUGAAAUUAUUUCUUUCAGCUCAAGCUUAGUUAGUAAUCAAGCUAGCCUUUAAUCACCAAAUUCAUAGCAUGCACAUGUAAGUAAUGUGGCUUGCACAUGGUGCAAUGGCUGAUUUAUAUUUUUAGAGCCCUCGCCGCAGCCUGAGAAGCUUGUUUUGGAGACAGCGUAACGUUGAGUAGCAGUUUCUUUCACUGAAAUUCCUGCAAGGCAGCAAUGAGGGAAUACAUCAGGGGGAUGUUGUGCAACCACUGACCUGACUGAGGCGGGUGAUUCGUUGCAGUUUGCGUCGCCGCGACGUGUAGCUCCAUUUUGUUUCAGGCACAUGAUGGGCUACGACGGAGAUUCUGCGUAAAAAUAUAAACCAGCCUUAAGACUUUAUAUUAUUAUACAUAUAUAUGCCUACACACUCUUCACGCGACACAGAAAAACGUGAAAAACCAGUGGUGUACACAGACUUCUACCAGUUAGGGGAGUGGAUGAAUAUGGGAAACUAAGCAUGUAUGCAGAAUUAAUUUUGCCCAUAAAGGCUAUGUAAGUAUAAAUCAAGCAAUGUUUGUUUCGCUGACUUUUACAGACCUUACAGUCCUACCGUUUGGUGUAUGGUGUAAAUUAAAUAUUUUCUGUAGCUGUUUUGUCCAUAAAAUAUUGGACAAUAGUGAAAAGUGCUUGUGAUUUGGUUAAGACACCAUCUGCUUUCCAAUGGCGGGGAGGGGGAAAUGGUUUGCAGAACAGAUUAAUAUAAAGCAUUGGAGAGUAUUCAAUUGUAUGUUUCUUUAUGUCAACUGGAGGGUUUUUGAGCAAAUAGACUAAUCAGAAGUGCCACAGGCGGGUUCAGAAGGCCAGUUUUGCUGAUCGUGGUGCACCACUUGAAUUGUCUUUACGGGCAGGUAAGAGGUAUUUCAUGUCCAGGAAAGCCCAAAAUAAAGAAAGAAAAAGCAGCUUUAUUAACCCAAGUUGCCUCUUUGAUGUGAUAUCGGGGCAAAGACUCGAGAAAGAUGAUGGAGGCCACUCCCUCCCCGUAAGUCUGUGCACACCACUGCAUAUACAGUGUAAGUUUACUAGAGAGCAGCAAGCGCAUAAUCUUUCAGACUAUCCAUGUUGUACAUAGCAGCAGCAGCAGCAGCAGCCGUGGUUUCAGUGCAGUACAGCAGCCUGUGAACUGACUUGAAAGUUGACUUUAUGUAUUAAUCCUUACGAUUAGGACAAGGCCAGUUUUUUCUCAUAAUUCACAAAACAAAGUGGCUGCCAAUACCAGACGGCUUUGAUACAGAAUAUUGUUAGUUCGCCUAAUACACUAUGGACUGAGUGUAGAUAUUUAAACUAGAAACUGUCACUUUCGCCCAAAUGAUGUCAGUAAAAUCGCACUCAGUGAAACACCCCCUCGGCAUUUUUCUCCCUUCUGUCCUCUGAAAGUAUUUUUCUUACUCUAUUUUUGAGGUAAUUGUCUUUGUGUGGUGACCACUUUUGAGUAUGAAUUAUAGAGGUUUGUACACAUAUACGUUACGUAUUUAAACAGAACUAAUGUUAGUUGACAGUGUUUUGAGUGUUUAUGUGUCCUGGUACUUUGUCCUAUCUACCCCCCACCUACCCCCUGUCCCUGUAGAUGCAAUUAGAUCAGACCCCUAGCUGUGCCGUUUCCUCUUGUGCCGUUUCUGUGUUGUGGUGGCAUUUUUGUUUCUCUCCAGAGUUUUAUCCUAAACUAUCUGUUGAAUCUGUUGGCUGGCCAGUACUGUUGUUGUUCUUGCUUUCAAAAAAUAACAGGAAAAAAACUUUUAGAUUAAUUUCUAAGUUUCACUUUUCAGAUAUGUAGCAUUUUGAAUAUUGUAAAGAAGGUGAAGCUGCCACAUAAUUAAUCACGUAGUUUUCCAGCUGCAUAUAUAAAAGCAAUGGUGCUUCAUAGACCAUGUAUGUGUCAUUUUUAGACCUUUUAUCUCUCGGAUCCACUAACACUGUAUUUUGAUGUCCUCUGCAUUAUGUUGUGCUGAUGUUUUCUUUAAAGUUCACCUUAAUCCAUAUAAUGUGCCUUAUUGUGACUUUUCAACAUAUUUAGUUCACCCUUCAAGUGCACAGUUUGUUCCUUCCAACCUGUAGAUGACAUCCUUCAACUCUUGGGGUUAUUAUCGAACAAAAACUUGACCUGACAUGUUAAAUGUAAAUGUGAUGAUAGACCAAAUUGAUAUUUUUGGUCUGCAGCUUUCAUUUAAUUUGCAUGUUCAAUUCUAUUGUAAUAGUGUCAUUAUUAUAGUUCAACUAUUGUAUUGAACAAUUGAAAAAUAAUCAAAAGCGGACACAAAGAAUUGAAUGAUUUUGAUAAUAACCCCUCGAGUUGUUUGUAGUUAUUUCUCUCAUAUAUUCAUUUAGAAUGAAUAUCUCAUUGGACCAUGCUGUAGAACCGUAUUAGCAAGCAUUGAAGAUAUUCUGGUGAUGAUGAGUACAUUUUUUUUUUGUCAGGUUUUAAAGGAAACAGAUUCCCCAGCUCAUCAUAUGACCUGACAGUCUAUUUGACGAUGAAGCUGUUGGUGGGCUUUUAGAAUUAGUUGGAAAUGAUUUGCAGUAAAAGUUGAGCUCUUUUACUUUGACAGUGUAAAAAACAGUUUGCCUCCAAUGAGCAAUCAAAACCAACUGCUCACUUAUGAGUUCAGUGAUCUAUGAUUUGAUCACUGGCAUAAAUAACUAUUACAAGAUAUUAGGUCAAAGUAUAUAUUUAAAUUAUACAACCAAAUCAUGGAGAUCUUUUUUUAGUAAGGAGAGAGUUGUGAUAACUUUGAAUUUCAAUCUGUGGUUCAUUAACUGUUAGUUAGAGAAUGCAGGAAAAAUAAUUGUCACUCAGUGUUUACUAUAAACUUUGUACUGUAAAACCUCAUAAGCUAUAUUAACUUUUCUCCUACCUAGUGAGAUUAGAUUUGUCCACUUCAAAAAGAUUUGUCCUUUUUAAAACAUAUGCGCAAGUUUAGUGUAAUAAAUCAAAUAGACUGUUUACUGCUUCCUCAUCAAAUUAAGUUAAAUAACACAAACACAUGCUUAGAUAUUCCUAGAUGGUCCUACACAUGUGCUCUUCGAAGCCAAAGAUCCUUAAGGACUAGACAUUUAAUGUAAAAAAAAAAAAAAAAAAAAAAAAAAAAAACAUGACAGAACCUCAGAUUGAUUUUUUAGCAACUCAUGAAAUAAGAAAUAAAUUGUGUUAAUGUAUGUGGAAAGGGUUGGCUAGAAGGAAGUCGAUUUAAAAAUAAAAAUCUAGAGAAGGAAGUCCUGCCUCCAUUGUUAGCAAGCGUCUGCUUCACAGCUUUGUUUGAUCUUUCCUAAAUGGAAGAAAAGGUUAUAAUGUCUCUGAUAACACACUUAUCACAGAUUUUAGAAUAUGGGUUGAAAAAACACAGAGUUGAAAAGCUGACAGGUGUCAGAAGUGAAUGCUGGUGAAACAGAUGCUAAUCCAAAAGUGGGCGGGACUUCUGUUCUCUAUUGUAAUUUUAGGAGGCUUUUCACCAGUGCUAGUGCUCAACAUACUGUGCUGCUUGAAGGGUUUCCCCAAACCAUAAGUGACAAAUCAUUUAGAAUUCGAUCCACUCACUCAUUGCGCUUCCUCUUCAAUAUCAGCAUUUUGUCUUCUGUAAUAACAGGGUUUUUGUUUUUCCUUAUGGGAUCCAUGUUCAGCUACUUGUAUUCUGUUGUUUUUGUUUUGUUUUUCAGCGUUAUACAGUUAUUUUAGCUAAUUCUUUUUUUAAUAUGCUAAAAAUUCAUAUUGACAUUAUUAUUAUAAUAUAUUGUUAUCAUUGUCAUUACUAUAUGGGGAAUUUAACCCAAUUAAAAAGUUUGUGUUUCUGCACUGAUAUCUUAUUAAAGCAUACUGAUCUUACCCUU
Messenger RNA from Mugil cephalus (flathead mullet), 8905 nucleotides. It is a transcript of the gene epas1b, whose product is annotated as endothelial PAS domain protein 1b. The record is from RefSeq and is a predicted model, not a curated record. Lineage: Eukaryota; Metazoa; Chordata; Actinopteri; Mugiliformes; Mugilidae. The coding region runs from base 420 to 3044 and encodes 874 amino acids. Gene Ontology annotation, molecular function: RNA polymerase II transcription regulatory region sequence-specific DNA binding; DNA-binding transcription factor activity, RNA polymerase II-specific; protein dimerization activity. Gene Ontology annotation, biological process: regulation of transcription by RNA polymerase II; cellular response to hypoxia. The transcript has 16 exons.